Messenger RNA from Toxotes jaculatrix (banded archerfish), 2147 nucleotides. It is a transcript of the gene mrm1, whose product is annotated as mitochondrial rRNA methyltransferase 1 homolog (S. cerevisiae). Gene Ontology annotation, molecular function: RNA methyltransferase activity; RNA binding. Gene Ontology annotation, cellular component: mitochondrion. The coding region runs from base 303 to 1475 and encodes 390 amino acids. The transcript is spliced from 2 exons. Gene Ontology annotation, biological process: rRNA methylation. The record is from RefSeq and is a predicted model, not a curated record. Lineage: Eukaryota; Metazoa; Chordata; Actinopteri; Toxotidae.
GUCAACGACGGAAGAAAGGAAGUAGAAGCAUGCAAGCUAUUAAUGUUACAAGCGCUCGAUAUCUGGUCAUAAUCUCAAGGUCUUGACGCAGCUGGAGUGCACAUGUACGUAUUUCACACAGGCGCCACAAAGAUGUCAGCUUUGGAGGAAGUCAGUAGGUGGCUGAAGAAAGGUUCGCUCUUGAUAAUCAGGGGUGAUGCUCACUGAAAUUUGCGGACACGUUAUCUGUGGAUUAACGGACCUUUCUGGCGGUUGAUCCUCCCCCUCUUAGUGACUCUGGACAUAUUUCCAACUAUUUUAAUAUGUUGGUAUUCACCUCAGCAGCACAUCAGCUCAGGCUGCUACAUGUUUGGGGUAGAAGAGCGUACAAGCCAGUGUCAGUCUCAAGAGUGGGCUCUCAGUUUGCCUCUUACCAUGUUACAGCUUCUCUCCUGCACCCAGAGGACAGGAGAAUCAACCCUGUGGUGAGGAAACAACACAGACACAAACCAGCUGUACCUGAUGGACGGCGGGACCAUGAGAGGUCAGUCCAGAGUAAAGUGUGGAAGAAAGAGAUCCCGCUGUUGCAGAGGACAAAUCAAAGGAAGGGGGACAACCACAAGGUAUCAUCUGAACUCAGGAAACUGUGUCUAGAGGAUUUCCCUGCAGACACAGAGAGACCGGUGACACAGAGGUCAACGUUAGACUCCAAAGCAGAGAGCCAUGAGAUUGUUUUUGGCAUCGCUCCCUGUCUCUUGGCUUUGACUCAGGGUAGAAGGAACGUCCACAAACUGUUUGUGAAAGAUGGUGAGUCCUCUCACAGGGCUUCUGUGUUAAGGGUGUGUGAGGAGGCUCUUCGGCGAGGAGUACAGGUCCAGCGGGUCACCAAGAAGGACCUGGACAGGAUGUCUUCUGGGCGAGUACAUCAAGGAGUAUGUCUGCAAGCCAGUCCUCUGAGCUAUAUCACUGAAGACACGGACAGUACACCCAACAGAAGAGACACACCUGUCUGGCUUGUCCUGGAGGGAAUUCAGGACCCGAUGAAUCUCGGCGCCAUCCUGCGCUCUGCUUAUUUCCUCGGUGUGGACAGAGUCACCAGCAGUCUUCGUCACAGUUGUCCGCUUUCUCCAGUGGUCAGCAAGGCCAGCUCUGGUGCCAUGGAGGUGUUUGGGGUUUAUGGAUAUGAAAACCUUGAAGAUCUGUUGAAGUUGAAAGUGACACAGGGCUGGCAGGUGGUCGGCACCGUGGGAGCUGGAGCUGACCAGCCUCAGAUUGGUGUCACCCAGUGUUCAGACUUUCAGAUAACUAGACCCACGUUGUUGCUGAUAGGAGGUGAGGGGGAAGGACUGUCCCAGGAGCUGCUCUCUCUGUGCCAAACCCUGCUCACCAUCCCAGCCGGCAGAGAUUUGAUUCCCGGCAUAGAGUCCCUGAAUGUCUCUGUAGCUACUGGGAUUCUGCUGCACUCUCUGCUGUUCUCCAGGAGGUCGACCAGAUGAACACAGUGCUGCGCAAAAAUGUUUGUUAAAAAGUAGAGUGAGGAUGCUUUUACAAAUAAGGCCAUGAAUACCUUUUAUUUAUUGUUUAAUACAAAGUGCAGUAAACAGAGAAAAUCAAAUCAUUAUUUUAUGUGACAAAACAGCACCAGUUCCUUGAUACACAUCGACACAGUUUUUAAAGGUACUUGGCAGGUUAGAGAACUUGCCACAGUUCUUCUGUGGAUUUAGGCUGUCUCAGUAUCUUCUGCCUGACUGAUGCUGAGAUCAGGACUCUGUGGGGGCCAGACCAUCCGCUGCAGGACCCUUGUUCUUCUUGUCUUUUUGACUCUUGCAUGUUUGGAGCCAUUGUCCUGCUGCAGAAUGAAUCUGGGGCCAAUCAGACAGCUCCUGAUGGAACUGCAUGAUGGAUAAGAAUCUGAACAUGUACAGUGCCUAAAACCUUUGCGGUGUACUGUAUUUGCCUGUACUCUCACCAAAGCUGGAAUGGAACUGAGACUUAAACAUUAAUGGUCAACAGAGUUGCCUGAAGAAUAACACAGGCUCUGUCCUUUAAAAUGCUGCUCUGUUGCUCUCCUGAAACACCCACAAGAUUAAACAACUGUUCUGUCACAAUUGUGGUAUCAGUAACUAAGUUGUUAAUAGUUGGGCUUUUUAAUUUGAAUAAAAUGUAUC